UGCGAGGGCUUUGUGACAUCACAGGCUAGGGAACAGUAGGCAGGCAGUGAAGCAGGCAGGCUGCCGACUAAAGCCAAUGAGUCCAGGUUUGGGGGUCAGGAACCGGUCUGACCACAGAAUGGAGAGCCUGUGCGUACACUAGGUUUCAGGAAAAUAUGCUGUGGAGGAUGUACAUGGAAAACAGAAGGAGGCUUCCACGGAUACAGCCAGUGAAUGUCAAGACAUGUUUCAGGCCAUAGUGAGUGCAACUAAAGAUGUCCGAUAGUGUCGAUAUUGAAGAAAAACCACCUGCCCCUCCCUUGAGAAUGAACAGUAGUUCCCGUGACCCUUCCUCAGUACUCAGUUCCAAACCACUUCCAAUGGCUCCAGAAGAGAAGAACAAGAAAGCCCGUCUCAGGUCCAUCUUUCCUGGGGGAGACAAAACCAAUAAGAAGAAAGAGAAAGAGCGUCCGGAGAUAUCCCUACCUUCUGAUUUUGAGCACACUAUCCAUGUAGGCUUUGACGCAGUAACGGGGGAGUUCACUGGUAUUCCAGAGCAAUGGGCUCGGUUAUUGCAAACCUCUAAUAUUACUAAGCUGGAACAGAAGAAAAACCCUCAGGCUGUGAUAGACGUUCUCAAGUUCUACGACUCCAAAGAGACUGUCAACAACCAGAAAUACAUGAGCUUCACGUCAGGAGAUAAAUCCGCUGGUUACAUUGCAGCCAAUACUCUGAACCGCCUCCUGUCUUCCGGGCCACCUCUCAGCCUUAGAACCUGCAGCGCGUUAUUUGACAAGCAAGGGGCUAAGACAACUUCUGAACCUCCUAUUGCACCUCCGGUGUCUGAAGAAGAAGACGAGGAAGAGGAAGAUGAAGAGGAAGAAGAAGAUGAGGAGGAGGAUGAUGAGGUUCCACCCAUCAUCGCUCCACGGCCUGAGCACACCAAAUCUAUCUUCACACGCUCUGUUAUUGAGCCGACUGCACCUCCUGCUUCUGUCAAAGAGGUUACGACCCCUCCAGAGUCACAAGUCCAGCCUGAGAACACGUCUAGUACGCUGUACCGUCACACUGACCGACAGAGAAAGAAAUCCAAAAUGACAGAUGAGGAAAUACUGGAAAAACUCAGAAGCAUUGUUAGUGUUGGUGAUCCCAAGAAGAAAUACACACGUUUUGAGAAAAUAGGACAAGGGGCAUCUGGGACAGUAUACACAGCUAUUGACAUUGCCACAGGACAAGAGGUGGCCAUUAAACAGAUGAAUCUGCAACAGCAGCCAAAGAAAGAGCUCAUUAUUAAUGAGAUUCUCGUUAUGAGGGAAAACAAAAACCCCAAUAUAGUCAACUACUUGGACAGUUAUCUAGUAGGAGAUGAGUUGUGGGUGGUGAUGGAGUAUUUGGCAGGUGGUUCACUUACUGAUGUUGUAACUGAGACCUGCAUGGAUGAGGGACAGAUUGCCGCAGUGUGCAGAGAGUGUCUACAGGCUCUGGACUUUCUCCAUUCUAAUCAGGUGAUUCAUAGAGAUAUCAAGAGUGACAACAUUCUGCUGGGCAUGGACGGUUCAGUGAAACUCACGGAUUUCGGGUUUUGUGCUCAGAUCACACCUGAGCAGAACAAGCGUAGCACUAUGGUGGGCACACCCUACUGGAUGGCCCCAGAGGUCGUAACCCGGAAGGCCUAUGGCCCCAAAGUGGACAUCUGGUCCCUGGGCAUCAUGGCUAUUGAAAUGGUGGAGGGAGAACCACCAUACCUGAAUGAGAACCCACUCAGGGCCCUAUAUUUAAUUGCAACCAACGGAACUCCAGAGCUACAAAAUCCUGAACGACUAUCCUCAGUGUUUCGAGACUUCCUGAACCGCUGUCUAGAGAUGGAUGUAGACCGGAGAGGGUCAGCUAAAGAAUUGCUGCAGCACUCAUUCCUGAAGCUUGCCAAGCCCCUCUCCAGUUUGACUCCGCUGAUUGUAGCUGCCAAGGAAGCCAUCAAGAAUAGCAGCCGCUAGGAUGUGUUCCCCCUACCCACACACACAUACAUACACAUUCACACGCACAAAGUGCAGGUACAGUGUGUUUAUGUGUGAAAGCACAAUUACACAAUAUCUGAAUCUGGACACAAACACUAACACAAGCACAUGCUUGCACACGCACUUGCCCUUAUAAGGGUGAUUGACAGCAAUUCAAGGCCUUUGGGAUGGGAUUGGACCUGCUGCCCGCCCUCACACACACGUUGUGAUGUAUGGAACUGCUGCACCAGUCCAUCAGUGUGUGUUCACCUCUACACAUCUGGAAAGGAGAAAAACUGAAAAACAACUCCUGUGUUCCUUCUCUCUGGAAUGAAAGAUGAUGUGGAUUACAGUAGAUCAUCCAAUCUCUUAUUUAAUCUAUUCUGUACUGUCUUGGAUUACUAGCAACCUUCUUUGGGUUUUACAGAGUUUUUCCUGUGCCUGAAGAAGUGUACCUCCAAAUCUCGGGAUCUCCUCAAGACAUCUGCAUGACUGUCUACCACAGCUAUUCACAGCAAUCAUUUCCUUUCUACACUGUGUGUGCGCGCAAAAUCAGAGAGCAUACGAUAGUAUGCUAGAGAGAGAGAGGGCUUGAGAGCAAGAGACAUAUAAAAACAAAGAUGAAUCUCACAAAAACAUGCCCAGGUCACAUUUAAUCCCAAAAUCAAAAGAAGGAAAAAAAAAGAGAAAUUCUAUUAUGAAUAAACAAAGUCUCCCUAUUUUUAAGACUAUUGCUAUUAAGCUUUUGUAUUAAGACAUAAGUAAUAAUCUCUUAAUACAAAAGCUUAAUAUUAAUAGUCUUAAAAAUAGGCAGGCUUUGUUGUAUUUUUUGUUUGACUUUGAUUGUUUUUUUUUGCUCAUUACUGUAAUAAAUGGUUUAUAACUGUGUUACAGUAGAAACACUGUAAUAUAAGUUUUUUCAUCCAUUUAAAUCAUCAUAAAUUAAACGCAUGAUCAAAAUAUUUACUUUACAGUUUAAAUUCUUCAUUUUUUCAAAUUGGGAGAAUAUUUUUUCAUUAUAGUAAUAAGAAUUAUAAAUAUUAAGAGAGUUUUUCCUUUUAAUAUCAUCUUUAGAUAAAAAUUCAAUAAAUCUUAAUGGUUCCUAAAACAGGCUUCAUUUUCUUUAAGCAAAAUAUAAUUUCAUAUUUAUUGUGAUUUGGGGGUUAAAUGUAACUUGGACUUGAAAUGUUUCAUAAGAUUUCCUCAAAAUAUUUGAUACAGAAGCCACUUUGCUAUUGUAUUAAACAGAUCAAAUCCUUGGAAGGCAAAAUGCAUCCUGACUUUGCUAGAAAGCACCUCUCUCUCUGUCAUGGAUUCACAGACUAUGUUUUCUUGUGCAAUAUCUCUGCCAUAGGACCCAGCAUUCAGGCAUAAAUACCACAACACAUAGGUCUAUACUAUGCAUUUUACGAGAAAAUGAAAAAUGCUGAAAACCAAGCCAUGAGGAGCCAAAUGUAGAGCAGGCUAAUGUGCUACUUCUUGGGCAUUAUGGAGUAUGAAAUCCAUGCUGGUGUUUUGACAUCUCUCAGAGAGCAGUGAUUGGCUGAAAAUAUUUGCAUGAUGAAGGGCCAUUCACAUAAGACUCAUUAUUGUUUUUCAUUGUUGGCCUCUCAGUUGGCAUCAGUCUCUGUUUUGUCUUGCAACAUGAGUGCCAUGUUUUUAAGGCUCAAAGCUCUACGCAAUUACGCAGACACUUCAAGCUACGCAAGCCCAGGUUCAGUGUCAUUACACAUUGCAUUCUCAUUGCCACAAGGAGUGCCGUUUCUUGCUGAGCAAAUUUCAUCUUAUAAACGUUUAUAUGUAGCCAGCUACUUGGAAUAAUAUCAUUCAGUUUGAUGACAGAUGACAGAUAAAUCUACUGCCUAGAAAACUGAGGUUUAUAAAAGCAACAGUAACACAAUAAUGCAUGGUAUGCAAUGGGAGCGUACAUUUCGCCAUGCAUUCGCAUCAGCGUUUGCAUACUUGCGUAGAGAAUGUUCUGCCCAAGAUGGUGGGUUACAAACAGUUCUACUCCAUUCCGUUGUGAACACUAGAUCGCAUCUUGUGUGAAUGGUCCCUAAGAGAACAGUCUGUAAAUCCAACCCCCUUCCCACUUGUCGGCGCUCUUUAGUUUUUAAGACUUUCCGGUUUGCAACAAUCAUCAAUAGGGGUGCUAUUUCUGAUGCCUUUUUCAACUACGGUCACAAGUUAAAAACGUUUGAUUUUUGCUGAGGUUAUCUUAAUUCUCCCUUGGUUUAAGAAUAUCGAUUCAUACAGUACAUGAGUAGAAGUCUUAAGUGUACGCCCUUGUAGAGGAUGUAGGUGUCUGAUAGAUCAUGUCGACUUGAUAUCUUUCUUUACAAAUGAGUGUUUGUGUGAGAGUUGUGCUAUGUUUGUGCGUAGAUAGGAUAACCUCAGCCUGCAUUUAGUCUGUCUUUCAAAUCACUGUGAAAAUUCAGGAUACUACACCUAGACUACCCCACCAUAGACAGAAGGGUACUAGAGUAGAUAUAGUACGGUAGUUAGCGACAACCAUAGACAUCUACAGGCAUGGAUAGCAAUAUCUAAAUAGUGCUAUUGCUUCCGUGUAUAUCGCAAUGGAUGUCACAACCCCACCUACAGUGAGUAUCAAAGCAGGUAAAUGGGAGUUAUCGUAGGAACCAGUUUCAUGCAUGACAUAACUGAAUUACUUUCCUUCAGCUCUGAUAACCUUUGAUAAGUUAGCAUUACAAAAGGUAUUUUGAGGAUGAUGUUUAAUGUACAUUGUUGUGUUUUAUUCUUUUUUUAUGAAAACCUUACGACAGUAAUAUUCAGGCUGCUCUUUGAUAUGUAUUUGUAAAUAUUGUGCACCCUGGUUCCAAGAAAUAUGACAGAUCAAAACUAUGAUGGAUAUGGUUUUGCAAAUCCUACAGAUAGCAGCAUCUUGUGCCUGUAACGGAGACUACAGCCCCAUUAACCAGGCUAAUACGACCAUCUUAAACACUCACCGAGCGACCUAUACUGCAGCCUACCCCUGUGCUGGAGCAGAUGUGCCAGGAGAAACACACUCUCAAACACAAUGCAAAUUUAUUUAUAGCUCGUGGACUUUGCUUUUGAAAGACCCUUCGUAUUUAAUCAAGGCUCGGACCUGAUGUGAACUAGGAGCACAUGAGAAGCGCCACGAAUGUGGAAAGCGCAACGACUCACUCCAGGAUUCCUCUUGUCUCUUGUAAAUUCCCCUUUUCUUCUGAAUGUGUGAACCCUGUACACGUGCUGUGACAAAAUCCCUCUAUUGGUGUCUAAUAUGAGAAAGAAACAAGACUGUACAUGCUUACAAACACAAAUGUUUUCUUUUUAAAUUAUUAUUCUAAUUAUGACAUUUGAGAACUGCUGGACUCAUCUCAGCAAGCCCCUCCCCUGCUCUUUGAAAGAAGGCUGGAUGGGAGGCGUAUGAUAGAGGGGGGAACUAUUGUUUUGGAUAAGCUAUUUUAAAUUGUGGUUGAAGCAAUAUACUUUUUGAAUUCUAAAUUGUGCAUGGCUGUGUCUUGAGUGUAAAACAAAAAAGCUACAGUUUCGGAACUGGACUGAAAUAUAAAAAAAAUAUAUAUAUAAUAAAAAAAGGGAAAAAUCUUGAACAGAA
Ctenopharyngodon idella (grass carp) is the source of this 5571-nucleotide messenger RNA. Its product is annotated as serine/threonine-protein kinase PAK 3. Gene Ontology annotation, cellular component: cytoplasm. The transcript has 16 exons. NCBI's taxonomy places the organism in Eukaryota, Metazoa, Chordata, Actinopteri, Cypriniformes, Xenocyprididae. The record is from RefSeq and is a predicted model, not a curated record. Gene Ontology annotation, biological process: regulation of MAPK cascade; regulation of actin cytoskeleton organization; regulation of axonogenesis. Bases 255 to 1973 code for a protein of 572 amino acids. Gene Ontology annotation, molecular function: protein serine/threonine kinase activity; ATP binding.